AUGACAGUGGCCAUGAGGAUCAGCUUCGAUGAUUGCGCAAUCAAGUUCAGCAACAACGCCACGCUGCAGCAUCUAUACGGCUAUCAUGGACCUCUAGUCGGCAUCAAGUAUAACCAGACGACGCAAAUCACUCGCGCGGGUUGCCUUGCAGUUUGUGGUACUGGGACUGAUUACUACACGUGGAAUGAUGUCUCGAGCACUCUGACCACAUGGAUCCUACCGGUCGUCGGCACCAUGCUUCAAGCACCUUUCGAGAGUAACUCCACCAGACGGACGCUUCUAGCUCUCGCGCGGUGGAUCGGCUCGCCAAUCGCAUCACUCUCAUAUGUGCUGUGGAACAUCAAAGUCUCGGCAAAGGCAGCCCUGAUGGUCGACAUGGCUGUAAAGUACGAUGAAACGCCGGAUCGCAAAACCGACUUUGGCAGCAUGCGGGAUUCAAUGUAUCUACUUUUGGUGAUGAAUCAGUACGCGCUGAAACCCGAUGUUGUGCAGUAUAGCAAGAAGGAGGCCGAGUGUCUGUUGCGCAUCGCCUUGUUCAGCAGAGAUCUGGAGUUGACCGACACGAACAAGUCGCUGCGAGUCAUGCGGCGCAUUCUGGCUCGUGAACUUCGUGAGAUGAGAAGGAGAGGAGCUGUGCCAGGUGAACACUCGUCUUUUGGUCUGUCACUCUCGUCACCCUCAGCUAACACGUACACAGUCUUCGUAUCGAUCGGGUGGUUCUUGUUUGCCUUUGCGUUGUCGGUCGAAGGCGCCUUCAACAACCUUGGCCAGAACACAACUGCCCACGAUCUUGCUCUGGGUUGUCUGCUCGCCUGGUUCCCCAUACUCAUCAUGUGCUCGGUCGUUGACCGCAAUCCGAUCGCCGCCGAAGCUAUUCGAAAGAAGCUGAAUGCAUUAGUUGAUCACGUCCGAAACGCCUUGCACAAUGAGGAGCAUCGCAAUCACUUCAUGGAGACGUUUCGAGACCACCCCGAAUUUGAAAAACUCAAGAUCAGGGUUGACGACAUUGCCAACGCUGAAGAGAAUGCAUAUGAGUUCUUUGAGGACUUUGCUGGUCAAGCACGAGUACGUUGGCAUUAUGGCGCGGCACAUCCCAUCCUCUCUGACAUCGAAGACUGCUACAUUGCGCACAAAGGUCGAAAUUGGCUAGCCGAUGAACGCGAUGCACGCAUGAAUCUAGUUCUAGGAACGAUCAACGCCGAAGGGCUGAUGUGGUUUGACAUUCGCGAAUUCUGGCAGAUUGCGAGUGCAGUUUUGAUCGUUGCUGGCAGCUGCGGUGGCGCAUUCGCUUUGAGCUACUUUACACCGACCGUUGGCUUGGGGUGUAGGAGUGGCGGCUACACCAUAUUCUUCUGUGUUGCGCUCGGGCUCAUCAUCGUCGAGAUGACCGUGUGGUUGGCAACGUCACCUUACCAAAUGAACGUGCCGUGGCUCGAUUGGAUCACGAGACGCCUUCGUACUUACACGGUUUUCAAGACACUUGAAGACAACACGCAACAAAGAUGGUCAAAUCUGAAGCGGACGACAUCAAGUUUCUCCUUCAAGGUAGAGUCGCAAUUCAUCAGGCUGGUCGUGUGGUUUGUGCUUUUGGUGCCUACCAGAAACAGAAGAGCGAAGAGAGCCAGUGUCAAAACCAAUCUAGAAAAGGCCAUCCGACGGAUUGGAGCAUUGAGCACGCAAAAGAAGUGGGAGCGUUUCUUCUUCCGCCCCAUUGAAGUAUUUAACGCCACUUGGCUGGUCUAUAUUGUCCUCGCGCAGACUUUUGGCUGGUACAAGACAUGCGAUUGUGUCACUAGCAACUGGGCUGGCAAAGGAGGCUACCUCGACUUUUCAGUUCAGGAUACGUCAAACAGUGUAUGGGUGCUUUGGUAUUGGACCGCCGGUACUCUCAUGACUGGAUUGGUACUCUUGUUUUCCAUGUUCUACAUCACAGUUGAGUGGUGCCAGCAAUCCUUCCUCUCCACCGAAGACUACGAUGCUGCAAUGGAUGGUUUGCGCAUGACCCGCGACUAUAGGUUAUUGACAUAUUGGUUCCGAGCGAUAUUUCGCUUUGUAUCUCGUUUUACGUUCGACCCACUGGAGUCGUUAGGCGUAAAGUUGGGACUCAUCAGGUCGCGACAAAAGACUUUGGUCUGGACAAAAGGACAUACAUAUGAUCCUGAACCACGAGAACAACCUCCAAGACCCACAAGACAUGAGGCGUCACCUUCCAUAGAGCUGACCAUGUACCCCGAUACCUUUCGUCCGCGGGAGGACUCGGCCAUGCAGGAAACUCCAGCAAUGGCGCAUUCAUUGUUUCCACCUGCAAUGACAACGCGACGUCCCCCCAACGAGAGCGACGCAUCAUUCACCGAACCGACGCUUCCCAUCUACGAACAGUAUCGCACGAGCGAUGAGUCAAACAGACCACUUGUUCGACGCCCAUCGGACGUACAUCGCUCGCACGCAGCUCCAGCAGAUCGAGCUCGCGCCCGCGGUGAUGGUCGCCGCCGCAGUAGCGAGAUCACCGAAGGGCGCUCAAGCAGCGAGUACAUGUUAUUCCCAGCAUCACCACCUGCAGAUCGGCCAGUGUUCGGUGGAUGGCUUGGGCUCAGCACGGUACAAAACAGACAACGUUACCAGCGCGCAAACUCGGAUCCAGGGAACCCGCCGUUUGAGACUGGCAUAGAAGGUGAUCAAGGUGGUCUAGGUAUCAUUGUUGAUGAGCAUGUGGGUGGACAGCCUGGUCCAUGA
Parastagonospora nodorum SN15 is the source of this 2733-nucleotide messenger RNA. RefSeq lists its product as hypothetical. The coding region runs from base 1 to 2733 and encodes 910 amino acids. Lineage: Eukaryota; Fungi; Ascomycota; Dothideomycetes; Pleosporales; Phaeosphaeriaceae. The record is from RefSeq and is a predicted model, not a curated record. The transcript has 3 exons.